Messenger RNA from Rhinichthys klamathensis goyatoka, 5222 nucleotides. RefSeq names its product Rho-associated, coiled-coil containing protein kinase 1 (gene rock1). The coding region runs from base 757 to 4884 and encodes 1375 amino acids. The transcript is spliced from 33 exons. The record is from RefSeq and is a predicted model, not a curated record. Gene Ontology annotation, biological process: regulation of cell junction assembly; peptidyl-threonine phosphorylation; embryonic morphogenesis. Lineage: Eukaryota; Metazoa; Chordata; Actinopteri; Cypriniformes; Leuciscidae. Gene Ontology annotation, cellular component: cytoskeleton; cytoplasm. Gene Ontology annotation, molecular function: ATP binding; small GTPase binding; Rho-dependent protein serine/threonine kinase activity.
UCCGGGGUGUUUCAACAGGAAGGCGGACAUGUUGGUCAGGCAGUGGGAGAAAAUCGGGCACCCAGUUUUUUUUUUUUUUUGAAUAAUAACAUCGAUUAAAGCUUGAACUAUCCUUACAGUUACAGCACAGCGGAUUACAUACUAUUUUGGAAAAGUAGAAGCCGGCGUGCGGACUCGGGAGAUGUUUAUUGCAGAAGAACCGUAAAGAAUCGUUUUAACCAGGAUCUUGUUUUAACUGAUCGAAAUUUGUAAGGCGAAGUUUUUUUCGCCACUUCUCACUUUGCAGCUGUCAGACUCGUUUGGCCUGGCAGGCAUUUAUGGACAGAGGCCUGGAGAAACUUCAUUUCAUGUGGCCGCAUGCUAACUCUGCAACGUUUAUUUUAUCCCUUCUUCUUUUUUGCGCGGAUAUGAUCUGUUCGUCUGUUUUAAAAGAGCUUGUUCCCCACAUAUCUCCUGAAGCUAAAUUAGCUUAGCGCACUAUAAUCUGUUGCUGCUGCUGCUUUUGUGUUUGCCAAGUUGUCAUGGACUAAUCCGACACCUUGUCUUGUCGUUGUUUUGUUUUUGAAAAUGUGGCUUUUCGUCAUCUCUCCGUGUUGUACACGUUUCAACGAGAGCGAUAAUAAGACUGUAAGACACAAAACGCUGCUUUGAUCAAACUAGUGCUUGCUUUGUGAGGGCAGAGGAAGUUGGCGAGUUAAUUUGCUAACCUUAGCCAGUACACUCACAUCUCUUUCAUACGUCUGAAUCGGAUCAGUUAUGAAUAUGUCUGCUGGAGAAAGUUUGACAGCUCGCUUCGAGAAGAUCGAUGCUAUGCUGAAGGAUCCCAAAUCGGAGAUCAACACAGACUGUCUGCUGGACAGUUUGGAUGCUCUGGUUUACGACCUUGAUUUUCCGGCCCUGAGGAAAAACAAAAGCAUCGAUAACUUCUUAAAUAGAUAUAAGGACACGAUCAGCAAGAUCCGGGAGCUGCGUAUGAGAGCAGAGGACUAUGAAGUGGUAAAGGUCAUAGGAAGAGGGGCGUUUGGAGAAGUACAACUGGUUAGGCACAAAGCCACGAGGAAAGUGUACGCCAUGAAGCUGCUCAGCAAGUUCGAGAUGAUCAAGAGGUCGGACUCGGCUUUCUUCUGGGAAGAGAGAGAUAUUAUGGCCUUUGCCAACAGUAAUUGGGUAGUACAGCUGUUUUAUGCAUUCCAAGACAACCGCUACCUCUACAUGGUGAUGGAGUAUAUGCCAGGCGGAGACCUGGUCAACCUGAUGAGCAACUAUGAUGUGCCUGAGAAGUGGGCACGCUUCUACACCGCCGAGGUCGUGCUGGCACUGGACGGCAUCCACUCCAUGGGCUUCAUUCACAGGGACGUGAAGCCUGACAACAUGUUGCUAGACAAGGCUGGCCACUUGAAGCUGGCAGACUUUGGGACCUGCAUGAAAAUGAACAAGGAUGGGAUGGUACGAUGUGACACAGCAGUGGGAACUCCAGACUAUAUUUCUCCAGAGGUACUGAAGUCGCAGGGAGGAGACGGCUACUAUGGCCGAGAGUGCGACUGGUGGUCUGUGGGGGUCUUCCUCUACGAGAUGCUCGUUGGUGACACGCCAUUCUACGCUGACUCUCUGGUGGGCACCUACAGCAAGAUCAUGAAUCACAAGAACGCCCUGACCUUCCCCGAGGACAGCGACAUCUCAAAGGAUGCAAAAAACCUCAUCUGUGCUUUCCUCACCGACAGGGAAGUGCGGUUAGGACGCAAUGGAGUCGAUGAAAUCAAGCGACACGGUUUUUUCAAGAACGACCAGUGGGCGUGGGAGAACAUCAGAGAGACGGCUGCUCCAGUGGUGCCGGAGUUAAGCAGUGACGUAGACACGAGCAACUUUGACGACAUUGAGGAAGAUCGAGGGGAGGAGGAGACAUUCCCCAUUCCUAAAGCGUUUGUAGGCAACCAGCUUCCGUUUGUGGGGUUCACCUACUACAGCAAUAACCAGUUUCCUCGGGAAUCACCUAUAAAGAGUGACAAACGCAGCUCAACAAAGGAAGAUAAGAGUCACUUGGAGAAUCUUCAGAAGAGAAUUUAUCAGCUAGAAGAAAAACUUCACAGUGAGAUGCAGCUGAGAGACGAGAUGGAGCAGAAGUGCAGGGCAUCCAAUACAAAGCUAGACAAGAUAAUGAAAGAGUUAGAUGAGGAGAGUAACCUAAGGAAGAGUGUGGAGGCUAACAUGUCUUUACUGGAGAAAGACAAGAUCAUGAUCCAGCACCGAGCAACAGAACAUCAACGGAAGGCGGACCAGGAGGCUGAAAAACGAAGAAAUCUGGAGAAUGAGGUGUCUACUUUGAAGGAGCAACUGGAAGACUUGAGGAAAAUCAGUCAAAACAAUGACAAGAUCGCCCAGCUACAGAACCAACUGGGGGAAGCCAACGGCCUCCUGCGGGCUGAGUCGGACACGGUGGUGCGUUUGAGGAAGAGCCACACGGAGAUGGGCAAGUCCAUGAGCCAGCUGGAGGGAGUGAACCGUGAGCUGCAGGAGAAGAGUCGCGCUGCAGAGAGUGUCAAACAGCAGCUGGAGAAAGAGCUUCUGCAACUGCAGACCACGCUGGACACCGAGAGACGGUCCUGCAGCCAGGGCUCGGAGGAGAUCAGGGAGCUGCAAGCUCGCAUCACUGGUCUACAGGAGGACAACAAGAACGUGAAGCAGAGUUUGUCCAAAGUGGAGCUGGAGAGGAAACAAGUCCAAGACAGAUGUAACGUUCUUGAGAAGGAGAAGAACAGUCUGGAAAUUGACCUAAACUACAAGCUGAAGACUCUCCAGCAGCGGCUAGACCAGGAAUCGACCGAGCACCGCAUCACGAAGGCUCAACUCACAGACAAAUAUGAGUCUAUCGAGGAAGCCAAGUCAGCUGCUAUGCACGCGGUGGAGCAGAAGGUGUCGGAGGAGACCACACUGCGGAUGCGAUCGGAGAGCAGGGUGGUGGAGGUGGAGAAGCAGUGCUCCAUGCUGGAGUUCGACCUCAAGCAGUCCGUGCAGAAGAUGGAGCAGCUGAUGAAGCAGAAGGAGAGGCUGGAGGACGAGGUCAAGGAGCUGCGGGUGCAGUUGGAGCACGAGUCCUCGAAGCGUUCGCUGUCCCAAAACGAGCUGAAAAGCUGGACGAUGGAGGCUGAACGCCUGAAAGGAUCGGAGAAGCAGCUCAAACAGGAGAUCAACGCGGCCCUCGAGAACAAGCGCUCCGUCGAGUUCCAGUUGGCACAGCUCACCAAGCAGUACAGAGGAAAUGAGGGGCAGAUGAGGGAACUUCAGGACCAGCUGGAGGCUGAGCAGUAUUUCUCAACACUCUAUAAAACUCAGGUGAAGGAGCUAAAGGAGGAGAUCGAGGAGAGGAAUCGACAAACUCAAGACGCUCUCAAAAAAGUCCAGGACAUGUACUCAGAGAAGGAGUCGCUCUCUGCUCAGUUGGACCUCACCAUGACGAAAGCAGAGUCGGAGCAGCUGGCCCGUGCGCUUCAGGAAGAACAGUAUUUUGAACUCUCUCAGGAGAACAAGAAGGCCGUGUCACGUUACAAACUGGAGAUCUCAGAGAAAGACUCCAGCAUCGCACAGCUUGAGGAAUCCAUCAAAACCCUUACCAAAGAUGUGGACAUCCUCAGUAAGGAGAAGGCCGAGUUGGACAGAAGGCUCCGAGCUCAAGAAGAAGAGUUCGCAGCAGAGAAGGAGGAGGUGGAAAACUCGGUGAAGGUGAACUACGAGAAGACCCUUAAUAUAGAAAGAACUCUGAAGAUCCAGGCGGUGAAUAAGCUGGCUGAGAUUAUGAACCGGAAGGACAUGAAGUUGGACCAGAAGAAGAGAGGCAGCACCACUGACCUGCGCAAGAAAGAGAAGGAGAAUCGCAAACUGCAGCUGGAGCUGAACCAGGAGAAGGAGAAGUUCAACCACAUGGCCAUCAAGUACCAGAAGGAGCUCAGCGAGAUGCAAGCGCAAUGGGCCGAGGAGUGCACGUAUCGCAAUGAGCUGCAGAUGCAACUAGACAGCAAAGAGAGUGACAUCGAGCAACUCAACGAGAAGCUGAACGACUUGCAGCUCCGCGUGGAGAACUCCAGCGUCACCAGCCUGCAGACGGACGAGCUGGACAGCAACACCGCUGAAUCAAGGCUCGAAGGCUGGCUCGCAAUACCUAAUAGGGUUAAUAUAAAAAGAUAUGGCUGGAAAAAGCAGUAUGUUGUGGUGAGCAGUAAAAAGAUUCUCUUUUACAAUGAUGAGCAAGACAAGGAGCAGUCCAACCCCUCUAUGGUACUAGAUAUUGACAAACUUUUCCAUGUGCGUCCUGUCACACAAGGCGACGUUUAUCGAGCUGAGACGGAUGAAAUUCCACGAAUAUUCCAGAUACUUUAUGCUAAUGAGGGUGAGUGCAGGAAGGAAGCGGACAUGGAGAGUGUUCCUCAGGGUGAUAAGGCCAACUGCUUGCCCCACAAAGGCCAUGAGUUCAUCCCCACCCUCUACCAUUUCCCUUCUAACUGUGAGGCUUGCUCCAAACCCCUGUGGCACGUGUUCAAGCCCCCGCCAGCCCUGGAGUGCCGCCGCUGCCACGUCAAGUGCCACAAGGACCAUCUGGACAAGAAGGAGGACGUUAUCGCCCCUUGCAAAGUUAAUUAUGAUGUGACAUCAGCUCGAGACAUGCUGCUUCUGGCCUUGUCCCAAGAUGAGCAGAAGAAAUGGAUUGGUCAUCUCGGCAAGAAGAUUCCCAAGACCCCGCCUUCUACCUUCUCAAGGGCGUCUCCACGCACAAUGUCCACUCGCUCCGUAGCAAACCAGUCCUUCCGCAAGAACCCCAAAAACAUGCCAGGAAAGCCAAGCAGGGCGCAGUCCAGUCUCCAUGCGGCAGACACAACAUCCAGUACAUGCUGACAACAUCAUACAGCUUCUCCACACCUUACAUGUCUAAUGGUGUAGUCCACUGCUCCUGUGUUUGUUCAGUGCCUUCAUUCACAGUUUUAAAGGUCGAGGUUAACUGUGGUCAGUUGCUCUUUAGAGGCCUGUCCUUUUAUGUUUACUCUGGGUUUUUGUUUACUAGAAUGACACAUUCUUUCUGUUACAAACUUAGCCAAUUAAAAGGGAAUUUCCUUUAUCUGGACAGAGGCUCUCUACGGUCUUGGUUUUAAAACUUGAAAUUUCCCCCUAUAUUCUGCCAUUUGUAUCUUGUUUCCACUGCAGGAGACAAUGGGUGGAGAUUGGUGUCCAGCUCC